Auanema sp. JU1783 is the source of this 1803-nucleotide messenger RNA. The record is from the annotation of a GenBank genome assembly. Lineage: Eukaryota; Metazoa; Nematoda; Chromadorea; Rhabditida; Rhabditidae.
AUGAAACAUCUUACUCUUCUUGGCAUUGUGGCAGCAGUGUUGGCUGUGAGCUAUGCAGCAGUCCUUCCCUCACCGACCAAAGUUGGUAUUGAGCAUGUGGGAAAGCAAAAACUCGUCAGGUAUAUGAGAGCUGAGGCUGCUAAGCCUGAAAAUGCUUUCUUGUCUUGUUUCGCUUGCACAAUCACCGUCGACGGACUUCAGGAUAUGUUGAAGCAAAACAAGACAGACAAUGAAAUCGCAGCAUUUUUAACAAGUAUCUGCGAUUUACUUAAUGUGGAACAGCCACACGUGUGCUAUCACAUCAUGAAAGCGUUCCAAGAUGAGGUCGUCUUUGUUCUGGAAAGAACUGUAUUCACACCAGAUGAGAUAUGUGGAGCUUUUGUGAAAGACUGUGGCCAAUCAGUUAAUCCUUUCCAUGUUAUGUGGAAUAUCACAAUCCCAGGCAACAAACCACCCGUGAAGCCUUGGCCCAAAAUUCCAGAUGGAAAACCAACUUACAAGUUUUUACAAUUGUCCGAUAUUCAUAUUGAUCGCCAAUAUGCUGAAGGUAGUGAAGCUUACUGCGAGGUUGAUGAUAUAGAAGGCACUUAUGCAAUGUGCUGCAGAAAUUAUGCUGAUGAUGCUCCUGCUCACAGUUCUCGCAAAGACAAGCCUGUCUUCAUCCCGGCUGGAAAGUGGGGAAUGCCAUUCCUCUGUGACAUACCUUAUAGAACUUUUGAAUCAAGCAUGAAGCACAUAAGUCAAGCUCACAAAGACCUGGACUACAUCAUCAUCACUGGAGAUUUUGAGGCUCACGACUCUUGGGAUUACACAGUAGAUUUGACCAAAAGCAACAUUCAGAACGUAACAAACGUCUUGUUGAAAUAUUUCCCUAAAACACCUGUGUAUGUAUCUAUUGGAAAUCACGAAGCAGUACCUCAAGAUGCUAUGGCACCUCACACCAUGGCCGAGUAUAACCAACGUGGGCCACAAUGGCUUUACAGUAUAAUGAAAGAUAUGUGGGCUCAUUGGAUUCCUACUUCUGCUUUGCCUGAUGUUCAAUACCGUGCUUCAUACUCCGUUCGUCCCAAACCUGGAUUGAAACUCAUAUCGUUAAACACGAUAUACUGCUCAGAAUUCAACUUCUACUUAUACAUUGAUCAAACUGAUCCCGACAGCACUUUGGAAUGGCUGAUUGAACAGCUCCAAGAUUCUGAAUCCAAAGGAGAGAAAGUUCACAUAAUCUCGCACAUUCCCCCCGGAGAUGAUUAUUGCUUGAAAGGAUGGUCUUGGAACUUUUUUGAGAUCAUCAGACGCUAUGAGGGCACAGUUGCUCAAAUGUAUUAUGGUCAUACCCACUACGAUCAUUUCCAAGUUCUUUAUGAGUCUGCCAACCCCAACACUCGUCCCUUCCAUAUGAAUUGGAUUAGUCCAUCCAUCACAACUUACAGUUUUUCUAACCCAUCAUACAGAAUAUAUACAGUAGAUGGAGGUUAUGCUGGUGCCACAUAUACAACCAAGGAUGUAGAGACAUACAGUACUGAUGUUGAAGAAGCUAACAAGAGUGGAAAAGAGCCAGUUUACACAUUGGAAUACAACUACAGACAAUUCUAUAACAUGACGGACUUAUCUCCACAGUCAUUCAGUGAGCUCUCUGAUCGCUUAUACAACGACCCCGAACUGUUCAAACGCUUUUUACGAUUCUACUGGAGAAAUCCUCAUGACAAUGAAUGCUACUCAUCAAAGGAAUGCAGGAAGAAGUUCGUGUGCCCAAUGAAGACAGGUCGAAGCUAUGACGAAAGCUUCUGCACAGGACUUAACUAA